AUGUGCGGUAUUUUUUUCUCAAUCGGAGCUUCCAAGGCUACACUUCCAAAUGAAGAGACCUGCUGCUUGCUACGGAAGAGAGGACCGGACAACUUCCACAUCCACACAGUUCAGCGAAAUGUGAUCGACAAUCAAUCAACCAGCGGGGCAUCCGCAACUAUCUUCCUUAGCUUCGUUUCGACUGUCUUGUCGAUGAGAGGCGAUCAUCUGGUUUCUCAACCAUUGGUAGAUGCGAAUACCGGGUCUGUGCUCUGUUUCAAUGGUGACGCCUGGAAGAUCAAAGGUGGACAGAUUGAGGGCAAUGAUGUUGAGCCGAUCUUUCGUCUCUUAUUGAAAGCUGUGAACACGCUGAAAACAGACUCAUCAGAACAGCAGAAUCCUACGGAUGUUGUCCAAAGAGUCUUGGAUGUGAUCAGUAGCAUAUCCGGUCCUUUCGCCCUUGUUUUCUACGAUGCGAUCAACGCGAAGGUCUAUUUUACCAGAGACUGUCUGGGCAGACGCUCUCUGCUGCAGGGGGUGGACGAUGAGGGCAGCUUCAAGAUCUGCAGUCUGUGUGAUAGCACAACUACCACUCACUUUAGUGAGGUUGAGACAGAUGGCGUAUAUGUUAUCGAUCUCGAGCAUACUUUUAUGACAUUGAAGCCUGGAGCUGGCGGCAGUACUGCCGUGUUCUCAACUGACAGUAUACGCUCCCUGCUCUGGGAUCAGCACGUAUCUCCCCUUCGCCCAAAAACACCUAUUUCUCCAAUGAACAGAGAUCUCCCCGAAAAACCGACCGCUCCGCCACUGACUACUGAAACGCCAAUCAUUCAAGCCCUGGAGCAAAAGCUCUACCAAUCUUUAGCACUACGAAUCAACAAUGUGCGAGAACCUCCGGUGUCACCAACUGGAAGCAGAGUCAAGGUUGCCGUGCUGUUCUCGGGAGGGCUCGACUGCUCCCUACUGGCUAGAUUAUCCCAUGAAAUCCUUCCUGGAGACGAAACGAUCGAUCUCCUGAAUGUCGCAUUUGAGAAUCCACGUGUCGCCGCUGCAGCUGCCAAACAAGGCGAAGCUACAGGCUCCGUGUAUGAGAGCUGUCCUGAUCGAAUGACGGGUCGAGCAGCAUUCGCGGAGCUCCAGCGGGUCUGCCCGGGUCGGAAUUGGCGCUUUGUUGCCAUUGACAUUCCAUACGUGGAGACCCUCGCGCACCGAGACACCGUGAAGCGACUGAUGAGGCCGCACAACACGGAGAUGGAUCUGUCUAUUGCAUGUGCACUGUACUUUGCCGCUCGCGGACAAGGUCAAGCGUACGAUAGUCAACGGCAAGAAGACAACCAUGAAUUAACUCCAUACACAACUUCCGCACGCGUUCUCCUCUCCGGCCUCGGAGCAGACGAGCUUUUUGCAGGCUACUCCAGACAUGGGGCCGCCUUCUCACGCGACGGAUUCACCGGUCUCAUUGACGAGAUCAACCUCGACGUGAGUCGCCUCGGGAAACGCAACCUGGGCCGCGACAACCGAGUGAUCGCGCACUGGGGCCGCGAAGCGCGCUUCCCCUUUCUGGACGAAGACUUCGUGUCUUGGGUUGUGCAACUCCCCGUCUGGGAGAAAUGCGGAUUUGGAACGACUCCCAGUGAACUCGAAUCAGAAGCAGGGCUCGACUCAGAAAAGAAAGCCCUGCGUCUGGUCGCUUUGCGCCUCGGCAUGAUCAACGUCGCCCGCGAGAAGAAACGCGCUAUUCAAUUCGGAUCUCGCACCGCCAAGAUGGAAAAGGGCAGAGUAAAAGGGACCGAUGCGCUCAGCUGA
Molecule: messenger RNA, 1785 nt
Organism: Aspergillus saccharolyticus JOP 1030-1
Lineage: Eukaryota; Fungi; Ascomycota; Eurotiomycetes; Eurotiales; Aspergillaceae
Product: asparagine synthetase domain-containing protein
Exons: 2
Coding region: 1-1785 (594 amino acids)
Molecular function (GO): asparagine synthase (glutamine-hydrolyzing) activity
Source: RefSeq, a predicted model, not a curated record